AUGUGGCGGAAUCGGAGUCAAGAAUGGGAACACCAGAAAUCAAACUUAGUCCGAAGCUUAUUCGAGGAUUUGCCAGGGCUACCGACAGUUUUAGAAACAAAUGAACUGAGAUCCAAUUUAUCUGAUAUAUCUUCAGCAGACGGUUCGUCCAGAUCAUAUAGUCCUCUGCCAGAUCUUAUUAUAGAAAGGGAAAAGAACCGUCAUGAUGAACCGGAGGAAUACUAUCAGUUAUUAGAAAGAAAAAUGCUCAAAUUAUAUAGAAAAUUAUUCCAUGGUGUUGAAUAUGAAACCGAUUCCGAAAAUGAUAUUUAUACUAAAAUCAUUGAUAUUAAAGAUAAUGAGGCUGAUUCUGAGGAUGAUAUUUCUAAAGAUGAACAUUUGUCAAGUAAGUCUACUGAAGUUUGUACCUCCAAAACAAGUUCAAAUGAUAUAAGUGUAUUAAACAAAGGUGCUAUGAGCUCCGAUCUCAAUGAAAUAGAAAAUGAAAGCGGUUCUUCAGACUUGAAUUUCGAGUUUUUAAAACCAUUAUUUAAAAUAAAUCAGUCAGGAAGAAACAAUCAAGACUCAACUAGUUCAAAUUUCACUGUGGUUGUCACUGAUGAUUCAGAUGAAAUUGAAAUUAUGCGAAGAGAUAAACGUGAUUCAAAAUUACUAUGUCUCACUCCAGAAGAUAUGAUGUCUAGUAAAGAGAGCCUUACUCCAGUUAUUGAAAUGGAUAAAGAAUUUUUACUUAUGGAAAAUAUUACCCAUUUCGAUGAUUCAAUACCAGUACCGGUACCAGAUACCGGAACAGCGUCAGAAUCUAACGAGAUACAAGAAAUGACAAUAAAUACUUCAUUACAGCACUCAGAAAAUUCCGAAAAAUCAAAUAACUCUCCUUUAAAACGCGGCAGUUCUCAUAGCUGCUCGGACAUUGCCGAAGGGCUACCGACAGUUUCAGCAACAAAUGAACUGAGAUCUAAUUUAUCCGAUAUAUCUUCAGCAGAUGGUUCGUCCAGAUCAUAUAGUCCUCUGCCAGAUCUUAUUAUAGAAAGGGAAAAGAACCGUCAUGAUGAACCGGAGGAAUACUAUCAGUUAUUAGAAAGAAAAAUGCUCAAAUUAUAUAGAAAAUUAUUCCAUGGUGUUGAAUAUGAAACCGAUUCCGAAGAUGAUAUUUAA
Parnassius apollo (apollo) is the source of this 1158-nucleotide messenger RNA. The record is from the annotation of a GenBank genome assembly. Lineage: Eukaryota; Metazoa; Arthropoda; Insecta; Lepidoptera; Papilionidae.